AUGUCGAGCAACAAUGAUACCAUAGGAGAGCCCAUUGCGAUUGUUGGAAGUGCUUGUCGCUUCCCCGGUGAUGCAACAUCCCCUUCCAAGCUCUGGGAAUUGUUGCGUGAACCUCGAGAUGUCUUGACGGAGAUCCCAAGAAGUCGCUUCAAUCCCGACAUCUUCUAUCAUCCGGAUGGUUCCCACCAUGGAACAAGCAAUGUUCGACACUCCUAUGUUCUAUCCGAUGAUCACCGGCGCUUCGACGCCCAAUUUUUUGGGACCAAGCCCGUGGAGGCGAACGCAAUUGAUCCUCAGCAACGCCUGCUGUUAGAGACAGUAUACGAGAGUCUCGAAUCCGCCGGCCUACCCAUGGAAAAAUUGCAAGGUUCAGACACAGGCGUGUAUGUUGGGUUGAUGUCAAAUGAUUUUGCAGAUCUGGUGGGUAGAGAUAUCCAAAGCAUUCCUGCAUACUUCGCGUCUGGAACGGCUCGAAGCAUCCUCUCCAAUCGCGUCUCAUACUUCUUUAACUGGCAUGGUCCAUCAAUGACGAUCGACACUGCAUGUUCGUCCAGCCUGGUAGCAAUGCACCAGGCGGUACAAAGUUUGCGCACCGGUGAAACCAAGAUAGCAGUGGCAGCUGGAACAAAUCUCCUUCUCGGACCUGAACAAUAUGUUGCUGAAAGUAAAUUGAAAAUGCUCUCUCCCACGGGGCGAUCGCGCAUGUGGGACAAGGAUGCGGAUGGGUAUGCCCGUGGUGAUGGUAUUGCGGUUGUCGUACUUAAGCCACUCAGUGCUGCGCUUGCAGACGGUGACCAUGUGGAGUGUAUCAUUCGCGAAACAGGAACAAAUCAAGACGGGCGAACGAAAGGAAUCACCAUGCCAAAUCCGGUAGCGCAAGCAGAUUUGAUCAGAUCUACCUAUGCGAGAGCAGGGCUUGAUAUAAGUAAAGCCAGCGAUCGGCCUCAAUACUUUGAGGCUCAUGGAACAGGAACUCCCGCGGGUGACCCUGUUGAGGCGGAAGCCAUCAGCACGGCAUUCUUUGGAGACGUGGCAGAUUACCAUAGAAAAUCUGACCAAGAGCUACCACUUUAUGUGGGAUCCAUCAAGACCAUAAUCGGACACACGGAAGGGACAGCUGGUUUGGCUGCAGUUCUGAAAGCUUCACUGGCAUUGCAGCACGGCGUCAUUCCCCCAAACCUUUUGCUGAAUGAGUUGAACCCAGCAGUGAAACCAUUCUAUAAUGAUUUGCAAAUUAUCAAGAAGGCCCAGGACUGGCCAGCGAUUCCAGAUCAUUCACCCCGUCGCGCCAGUGUGAACAGUUUCGGGUUUGGUGGGGCAAACGCCCAUGCGAUCUUGGAAUCCUUUGAAGGAGCAAACGGCAAUCCAAGACCAGACUCCACUUCUCCUUUAUUCGCACCAUUUAAUUUCUCGGCUGCGUCCGAAAAAGCGCUUGCUGCAACUCUCCGUCAGUUAUCGGCAUAUUUGAAAUCCGAGCCAGGCGUUGACCUGCACGAUUUGUCAUGGACGUUAAACUGUCGACGGUCGACUCUUCCAGUGCGAGUGUCAAUCUCAGCUUCCAAUGCAGCGGAUCUGAUUUCCAAACUGGAUAGAGCUGCGCAAUCACCAGUCGACUUUACGCCCGCUUCUAAAACUUUGAACACCAAGAGGCCAAAGUUGCUCGGCAUUUUUACUGGUCAAGGUGCGCAAUGGGCUGGAAUGGGAGCAGAGUUGCUGAGUGGAUCAUCACUUGGCGCCGAAUGUAUUGCACGCCUCGAUCUUGCCCUUCAAAACCUCCCUGAAGACCAUCGCCCCCAGUGGUCAUUGCGAAAUGAGAUAUUGAAAGAUGCCGCCUCAUCACGCAUAGGCCAGGCAUUGUUUUCGCAAUCUCUAUGCACCGCCAUCCAAAUAAUGUUGGUUGAUUUGCUUCGCGCAGCAGGAGUUUUCUUCACUGCCGUGGUCGGACAUUCAUCGGGCGAGAUCUCCGCUGCAUAUGCUGCUGGAUAUCUGAGUGCUGAUGAUGCAAUCAAGAUCGCCUAUUAUCGUGGUUGGGCCCUGCAGUAUUCUGCGGACAUCAACGGAGUCAAGGGCGCCAUGAUGGCAGCAGGAACAUCCCUCGAAGAUGCCCGGGAACUUUGCGAUAUGCCGACCCUUGAAGGGCGCAUUUGCGUCGCUGCGAGUAACUCUUCUGCCAGCGUCACUCUCUCCGGCGAUUUGGAUGCCAUUGAGGAAGCAAGAGAGGUAUUCGAGGAUGAGAAGUUGUUUGCACGGAUGCUGAAAGUUGACAAGGCGUAUCACUCUCACCAUAUGCUUCCAUGUGCUGCUCCCUAUAUUGAAGCUCUUCAGAAUUGCAAAAUCAGUAUUCAGAAGCGGGCGAAUGAUAGCAACAGCACUACCUGGAUCUCCAGUGUCUAUGCUAAAAACAUCGAAAAGGUCAAUGACAGCCUGACAGAUACAUACUGGAGCAAUAACAUGGUGAAUCCAGUGCUGUUUUCGCAGGCUAUCAGCUUUGCGACCGCUGCUCUUGGACCCUUUGACAUGGCUGUCGAGGUUGGUCCUCACCCGGCACUUAAGGGCCCUGCCUUGCAAACAAUUCAAGAAGUCUCAGGCAGCGAGCUCCCUUACACUGGAACAUGCAGCCGAGGAAAAGACAGCAGAGAGGCAUUUGCCUCUACACUUGGAGCUUUGUGGACUUCACUUGGAGAGAAUGCCGUGGAGUUUGCAAAGUUCGACCAGACUUUGUUUCCCGAUUACACACCAAGGAGGCUUGUGAAGGGGUUACCGACGUACCCCUGGGAUCAUGAUCGGGUCUAUUGGCAUGAAUCUCGUGCCUCAAUGGAGUUUCGCGAGGCCGGAGAAAACUUCCAUUACCUUCUUGGAGUCAAAUGUCCGGAUGGUACACAGAAAGAGAUCCGUUGGCGAAAUUAUCUCCAUACUCGGGAAAUUCCAUGGCUAGCCCACCACCAAGUCCAAGGCCAGUUUGUGUUCCCCGCAGCAGGCUACAUAUCAGCAAUUGUCGAGAUUUUGAUUGAGCAAUACGGGCUUUCGUCCAUCAGGCUCAUUGAAUUGCAGGACUUCAUCAUUGGCCAGGCUCUUGUUCUAGAAGAAAAUGUGGGAGUGGAAAUCAUCUAUGCUUUGACACUUUCUCACACCGAGGGCAACUCUGUGACUGCAGGCUUCAACUGCUAUUCCGAUGCAAACAAAGGCUCUUCGUCCAUGUCACUACAUGCGUCGGCGAAAAUCAAGGUCACUCUGGGCAGUCCAAGUUAUGACGAUCUACCGGCGGCCAGUGAGCACCAGGGGUCUUACUUGGAAGUUGAGACUGACCGGUUCUACAACUUCGUUUCGGACCUCGGCUUUGGUUACACUGGUCCAUUCCGUGCACUCACAGCGCUCAGCAGAAAGAUCGAUGAGGCUACCGGUGCUAUCGCCGUUCCAUUGCAGGAUAUCAACGAAAAACGCUUGUUGAUCCACCCCGGGUCGUUGGAUGGUGCUAUUCAGGCCAUAAUGCUAGCAUACUCCUUCCCCGGCGAUGGCCGUAUUCGCACACUCUAUCUGCCUACCAAGAUUGACAGUAUUCGUAUCAACCCCAGUGCUUGCUUUGAACUGGCAGGUCCCGGUUCCUCUCUUCCCUUUUACUCGUCGGUUGGCACUGUCCAGUUUUCAGAACUUUCUGGCGAUGUAGAUCUGUAUUCUCCAAAUCGCGAACACACACUUGUACAACUUCAAGGGCUCCACACAACGCCACUCACUCCCUUGACAGCCGCUACGGAUGUUCCAAUGUUCACCGAAUUCGAGUGGAGCCCCGAAGAGCCCACGAUGACCGGCUUGGAUGCAGACGAGCAUUUCAGACCGCAAAAUCAGCAGUUGUUGGACAUGGAGCGCGUCGCGCACUUCUAUUUGAGAAAUCUCCACUUGUCAAUCGAUGAAGCUGAAAUUCCGGAAAUUUCACCACAUCACGUCCAUUUGCUUUCUUACGCCAGUCAUUGUGUCUCGAAUGUCAAAUCAGCCGACAACCAUUGGGUGGCAUCAGAGUCUGCCGAUGAUAUCACAGAAGAUAUUUUGAAGCUAAUUUCUAGGUACCCGGAUAGCAUUGAGAUGAAAAUCAUGAGACAGGUCGGCGAGGCGUUGCCUUCCAUUGUCCGUGGAGAAGUCAGCUUACUUGAAAUGCUGAAGAACGAUAAUCUUCUCAAGCAAUUUUAUUCGGAGGCCUGUGGCAUUGAAUUCUUUCUAGAGCAGCUUUCUCAGAUUGCCGGUCAGAUAGGCAAUCGCUAUCCGCACAUCAAUGUUUUGGAAAUUGGAGGUGGUGCUGGUGAUAAUACCCAAAGAAUCCUGCAUGGACUGAAGGAAGCAUUCGCUUCCUACACCUACACAGAUCUCUUGGAUGAUGGGUUUGACAAAGUACAGGAGAAGUUUCAUGAACAUCAAGCCAAGAUGGCAUUCAAGGUGCUAGAUGUUGAGAAAGAUAUCGCAGAGCAAGGAUACGCCCGAGAAUCUUUUGACUUGGUGAUUGCGUCGCUGGCCGUCUAUGCAACGAGCAAUAUUGACAAAACACUGUCCAACAUUCGGCGUCUGAUAAAGCCCGGUGGCUACUUGCUCCUCCUCGAAUUGACCAAUCCGAGCGUGAUGCGAUUGGGUCUCAUCCUUGGUGGACUUCCAACAUGGUGGAAGGGUCAUGCGGAGGGACGUACCUUGUCACCGUGUCUAUCCACCACAAAAUGGAAUGGCCUUAUGCGCAAGGCCGGAUUUUCUGGCACCGAUCUCUCCAUCAGCCACCAAUCGGAAUCACCAGCACCGUUCUCAGUGAUGUUGGCACAGGCUGUUGAUCAGCGUGUCAGUCUUUUGCGCGACCCCCUGUCUCCGACGAAUGAGACCCUGGGGAUCGAGUCAUUGACGAUUAUCGGUGGACAAAGCUCUUUGACAACAUCCCUAGUGCUGGAUAUAAGGGAAACAGUUGGCCUCCACUAUGGCAAAAUCACAAUCUAUUCUUCAUUGGCGGACGUGUCUCUUGCGGAGCUGCGAGUCAUGGGCUCUGUGCUUUGCCUGUCCGAGUUGGAUGAACCUGUGUUACUUUCUAUGACGCCUCAAAAUCUGGAAGCUUUCAAAAAGCUUUUCGAGAAGAGCAAAAAUAUCCUGUGGGUUGGCCACGGUGCACAGGGUGACAACCCAUCUGCCAAUAUGAUUGUUGGAGUGCAACGCACACUGCGAGUUGAAAUGCCUCAUUUGAGGGUGCAAUUUAUGAACCUUCAUUCUCUUCGAGACGCAAAAUCGGAUCUCAUUGCCAAGAAGCUGCUACAGCUUGAGGGUACGGAUAUUUUGGAGCAGAAAGGCCAGCUCCAGAGCAUGCUGUGGUAUACAGAGCCACAAAUCAAUGUGAUUGGGGGAAAUAUUUUCAUCCCCCGACUGAAGUUGUGUGGUGAACGGAACGAUCGAUACAAUUCGUCCAAACGUUUGAUUGUGAACAGUGUAUCCCGGCAAUCCUCGGCGGUGACGGUUCGGAAAUCUGAUGGUCACUACCGUGCUUUGAAAGGAAACUAUCUUUCUUCCGAUUUCGUGGAUGAAGAUGUGCAAAUCCAAGUAACGGAAUCACUCCUCCGACCCGUCAUGAUAAACGAAACGGACUUCCUAUUUUUGGUCGCAGGAAAGGACUGCGAAACAGGCACUGAUGUUGUCACUCUGUCAAAAACUCUUAGCUCAUGCAUACGUGUACCGAAAUCAUGGCGUCUGCGAUGCGGCAAGGAAAAGGGGGAGUCUCUCCGAUUGAUGCUCAGCCUUUACAUGCACUUCAUUGCCCAAGCACUAUUCAGAAACGUGCUUCCUGGAAGUACAAUUGCAGUUCUGGAGCCGGACUUCUCCCUGGCUGUGGUGCUUACACAGCAUGCAGUGCAAAAAGGAAUUCGGCUGUGCCUUUUGACUACAGAGAGAAGCCCACGCCCACACCCAUCGGUCUUCAUUCACCCCUGCUCUGCACGACGUGAUAUCGUGGGAAUUAUUCCGCCAAAUGUUGUGAAAUUGUUCAAUUUUGCUGGCGGCAAUGAUCUACUAUCCGUCCUACUGAGUGCCUUGCCCGACGAAUGCCGACUAGAAACCGAACGGACAUUGACAAUGCAAGACUCACAAUACUCACAUCGCCUUGCUGGCGUGAAUGAAGUCUCUUCUCAGUUGCAGUCCUUGUGGUUUGAGGUUCAAAUGGACCGCAGCCCGGUGAAUCUCAACAGACUGGAAAGUUUAACUCUGAGAAACCUUAUUGACAAACAGCCUCGGACUCUUGAACAGGCAGUUCUCACUUGGGAAACAGAUCAGCUGCCUCAACAAGUCCUUCCCGCAACAAGUGUCGUCAGGUUUGACCAAAAUAAAACAUACUGGUUGAUUGGACUUACAGGCGGGCUUGGCCUUUCCUUAUGCCAGUGGAUGGCUAGCCAAGGCGCCCGGUAUAUUGCUUUGUCCAGUCGUAAUCCCAAGGUGGAUCAAGGGUGGAUACUCCAAAUCGCUCAGAACGGAUGCACUGUCCGCGUUUUUGCCAGUGACAUUACAAACCGCGCGUCCGUCAAGAAUACUUACGAUCAGAUUGCGAACUCCAUGCCUCAGAUUGGUGGUGUUGCACAGGGUGCUAUGGUUCUCCAAGACACAAUGUUCCUAGAUCUCGACUUGCCCAGCCUUGAGAAGGUUUUGCAGCCGAAGAUCCAAGGUAGCAUUAUACUUGAUGAACUCUUUUCGGAGGACACCUUGGAUUUCAUGGUAUUCUUCUCAUCGAUGGCUGCCAUCACAGGAAACCCUGGGCAGGCUGCAUACAAUGCCGCAAAUAUGUUCAUGGCCAGCUUGGCAGCCCAACGUCGCAACCGGGGGCUGGCUGGGUAUGCCAUCAACAUUGGUGCAAUUGUGGGCAAUGGCUAUGUGACCCGAGAGCUGAACAUGGACCAACAAUCGUAUCUUUACCGAGUUGGUCACACCUUGAUGUCAGAGCAGGACUUCCGGGAGGUCUUUGCCGAGGGAGUGCUUUCCUGCAUUGAACGAACGGGUAGCUCCGAGCUGUGCAGCUCGUUGAGAAUUGACGGCGAUGACUCCAAAACAUGGGUCACAAAUCCUAUAUUCCAGCACCUGGUACUCAAGUCCAACUCCUUUGCUGUGACGAACAAGAAGAACAAGGCUGGUGUCAUUGUUAGACUCCAACUUCUUGAGGCCACAUCCAAAGACGAAGUUUCCGAGAUUCUGCAAGACAUGUUGACCAUCAAGCUCCGGUCUGCUCUCCAGACAGAUCCGGAGAAGGAUAUUCUCGAUUUAAGUCCUGAUGAACUUGGUGUUGAUUCCCUCGUCGCCGUAGAUCUUAGGUCUUGGUUCAUUAAGGAGAUCGCUGUUGAUAUGCCCGUUCUGAAGAUUUUCAACGCAGCCUCAAUUCGUGACCUCUUGCAAUCGGCAGCUAAUAUGAUCCCUGAGGGACUGAUUCCGGGCGUGACAAAGGAUGAGGAAGGUGUCUCAAAGGCCCCUGCUCUUGUGAUUCCUAGCGCAUCACAGAUAGGCUCGUCGGCUCCAGACUCUACACAGGAUACUCCAACUUCUGACUCAAGUGAAGAAGCCGUAGCUUUCCACUUGGAGAACGUGCCGUCAGUUGAGGGCAAAAGUGGAACCUCAGUUAUAUCUGGACGGGCGGGCGAUUCAAGUUCGGACCACAACGAUGAGAGCUCAUCUUCUGCAAGCUCUGUCGGCGAUGCUGCAGACGUGGGUCUUCAAAAAGGAACGAUUCAGCGAACUGUGCCCAUGUCUUACGGUCAAUCCCGUUUCUACUUUCUGAGAUCAUUUGUCGAGGAUCAGUCUGCAUUCAAUGUCACUCCAGUCUUUGAGAUAAAGGGGCACCUGCGGAUUGAAGACUUUUCCCGAGCAGUUGAAACAGUAGGACAGCAUCAUGAAUCCCUAAGAACUUUCUUCUUCUUGGGAGAAGACAAACAAGGGAUGCAGGGAAUCUGGGCCAAGUCAUCACUACGACUAGAGCGCAAGCUCAUUGGCGACGAGAAAGAAGUGGAAGUAUUCAAAGACCAAAUGAGAUCGCAUGUUUUCAAAAUCGAUGAUGGCGAGACGAUUCGCAUACAGCUUUUGUCCUUGCGCAACGACAGGCAUUGGCUUAUUUGUGGCUUCCACCACAUCAACAUGGACGGCAUCAGUUUUGAGAUAUUCUGGUCCGACAUCGAAAAAGCCUACAACGGGCUGCCACUGUCUAACGAGAUGCUGCAAUACCCAGACUUCACCUUGAAGCAGCUGCGCGAUCAUGAAACUGGUGCCUGGGAGAGUAGCCUGGAGUACUGGAAAGAAGAGUUUGCCGAUAUUCCACCGGUCGCACCUCUGCUACCUUUCUCUCGUUUGUCAAGUCGGCCCAUGUUAGCUCCAGGCAUCGGAACUCAUAAAUCUCAUAUCCGUCUUGAUAAGGAUCUUUCAGCACAAAUUCAGAAGUGUUCAGCAAUGUUUCAAGUGACGCCUUAUCAUUUCCAUCUGGCAAUUUGGCAAACUCUUCUUUUACGGGUCUUCGAGAUUGACGAUAUAUGUAUCGGACUUGGCGACGGGAAUCGAACAGACCCUAACAUCAUGCAAACUAUUGGAUUGUUCCUGAACCUUGUUCCAAUUCGAUUCCAUCGCAAGUCUUCUCAGUCUUUUGGAGAAGCUUUGAAGAAUAUGAAACUCAUCUCCCAGACGGCGUUCUCGCAUGCCCACAUUCCUCUGAGUGUCAUCCUGUCUGAUCUCAAUGUUCCCAGAUCUACAGCACACAGUCCUCUUUUCCAAGUCUCUUUCAACUACCGCCCCGGGAUUGCGGAGAACCGUGAUUUUUGUGGAUGUGUUGCGAAUGGAUCGCUGUUGACGGUUGGCGGUAUAUCCUACGACCUUCAUCUCGAUGUGCUGGAUAUUGCUGGUGGCGACGAGACAGUGAUUUACUUGGCGGUCCAAAAGGAUUUGUAUGAGCUCCAACAUGCAGAAAUGCUUCUCCGCAGUUACUAUGGUCUCUUGCAAGCAUUUGUUCAAAAUCCUGCUACCAGGGUCUCAUGGCCGCCAUUGUUUUCCAACACGGAUGUCGAACGAGGGUUGAUAGCUGGCAGAGGACCCGAGGUAGAAAACCCAUGGCCCGAAACAAUCGUCCACCGAGUUGACGAAAUUGCAAAAGUCUAUCCUCAUCAUGUGGCUCUGAAAGAGCCAGGUGGGAUUGGACUCACAUAUUCUCAGUUGUCGGAUCGAGUCUCCGAAAUCGCAAAUGAGUUGAUUGACAGAGAAGCACAGCCUGGAAACAGUAUUGGGGUAUUCCAAGCCCCCGGGGCUGUUUGGAUCUGCUCCAUGAUGGCUAUUUGGCGUGUUGGUGGAACCUACGUUCCCAUGGACAAGAAAUCAGGCAUCGAUCGACUAUCUGUCAUGGUCUCCGAAACUGCCCCUUGUUUUAUUUUGACUGAUGCAACCACUGCCGAGGAUGUCCACCAACUCCGAGCUUCGGCACCGUCCGUCAAUGUGUCUUGUCUCCAAUCGCGGAGCAGGGUUCCAGUGCCAAACAGCGCGCAGGCCGAAAAUGUAGCCAUUGUUAUGUAUACGAGCGGCUCGACUGGCGUUCCGAAGGGAAUCAGGAUCACUCACUCGGCGUUUUCCCAUCAAGUUCACGCUUUUACUCAGGCGUGGGGGAUCCAGGAAGAAAAGGAGACAAUUUUACACCAAUCUUCAUAUGCCUGGGAUAUGUCUAUUUGCCAAAUCCUGCUUUCCCUCUGCAAUGGAGGAACCUUGAUCAUUGCUGGCACUCAGCAUCGCGUCGAUCCCGCAGCGAUUGCGAGCCUUAUUCAAUCUGAAUAUGUGACCACCACAGUUGCAACUCCCACUGAAUAUUUCUCUUGGUUCCGUCACGGAAACUCAGAUUUCAAAAACUCCAAUUGGAGGCUCGCAAUUUCAGGCGGAGAGCACCUAUCCAACACCUUGAUACAGGAGUUUCGAUCUCUCGAGAAGCCGAAUUUGAAACUAAUCAACGCCUACGGUCCGACAGAGGCAACGAUGGCAUGCAGUUCAACGGAAGUCCCUUACAUGGACACGGACAUUUUGACUGAAGAAACAUCCGCUAUUCUUCAUACCUUACCGAACAACUCUGUUUAUAUUGUCGACGAAGAGCUAAAUCCAGUCCCCAUCGGAUUUCCAGGCGAGCUGGUGAUUGGAGGAGCGGGUGUAGCUUUGGGGUAUCUCCUUGCCAGCAAGACUAGAGAACGCUUUUCAAAAGAUGAACAGUCAAGUUCCCAUUUCCGGAUCCACGGUUGGACCACAAUUCAUAAAACUGGUGACCGAGCUCGACUUACAGAUGAUGGUGGCAUUGUUCUCAUGGGCCGCAUCAGUGGGGACAAUCAAACCAAGAUCAACGGAAUUCGCAUCAACGUUGAGGAGAUCGAGGAUGCAAUUUUGAAAGCUUCCAAGGGCAGAGUCCUGCAAGUGGUAGUCUCCCCCAGGUCUUCCGUUGACGAUGUCACCAGAAAAUUCCUGGUGGCGUUUGUUCACGCAGUUGAAAUACCACCAGGCUUUUUGGACCAAGUUUUGCGCGACCUUCAGCUCCCAGAAUACAUGCUGCCCGCCGCAAUAAUUCAGAUCGAUAAUCUUCCGCAAAACAUGUCAGGCAAAGUGGAUAGGUCGGCCGUGAAUAAGUUGCCAAUUGAGAAAAAUCCACAGCACGGUAUUCCGACAGAAAGCCACUUGCCUUAUGAGGAUGCCCUGCGUCAACUUUGGCAAACAACAAUUCCUCGCGACAUUAUCUCCCAUCACUCAAUUGGAUCAGAAGCGGAAUAUUUCCAUUGCGGUGGAACUUCUCUUUCACUUGUCACUUUGCAGAAUUUGAUUAAGGAGCGCCUUGGAGUGUCAGUGUCUCUACCCCAGCUGUUUCAAGCAAGUACCUUGCGUGGCAUGGCUUCUCUUGUCGACACCAAAUUGUCCGAUAAGAUUCGAGAAUCCAUAAAUUGGGAAACGGAAAUCGAGGAUAUGAUUUUAUCUUCCAAGGACACACUACCUGGCCCUGAAAAUCCAAACACAGCUUCUGGAUCCAGUGUUGUAGUUCUCACAGGAGCAACCGGCUUCAUCGGCAGGGAGAUUUUACGUAACUUGUUGGACGAUGACAAAGUUCAAGCUAUUCACUGUCUCGCUGUCCGACGCCCUCACCAUGAACUGGCAGAAAUCUUCUCCCAUCCAAAGGUGCGCGUGCACAAUGGAGACUUGGGUGCCCCAAAGUUGGGACUGGCGGAUUCGGACGCAGUUUCGAUAUUUGGUCAGGCCGAUGUGAUCAUUCAUAACGGUGCCGAUGUCUCUUUCAUGAAGACCUACCAAUCGCUCAAGUUGACCAAUGUCGCAUCUACCAUUGAGCUUGUCAAGCUUGCCUUAUCCCGUCGCAUUCCAUUACAUUUCGUUUCUUCGGCUAGUGUUACGCGGCUUGCUUCACAGCCAAGCUUCGGGGAGACUUCACUCGCCAUGUAUAGCCCUGCGGCAAUUCCAAACGAUGGGUACAUGGCAGCCAAGUGGGUAUGCGAGGUAUAUCUGGAGCGAGCUAGCCAGGAAUUCGGUCUGCCGGUUUGGAUUCACCGUCCAUCUAGCGUGUCGGGGCCGGGUGCGCCAGAACUGGACCUUAUCAGCAACAUUAUGCGAUUUUCGCAGGAAAUCAAAAAGAUCCCGGACACGAGAACCUGGCCUGGUGGCUUUGAUUUGAUUUCUGUGGAUUCUGUGGCAGAGCAAAUUGUGGAGGCAGUGCACGAGUCUGGGUUAGCUGGAGGCGAGGGUAUCAAAUUCCGUUUCCAAUCUGGAGAACUUGAACUAGGACAGGAGGAGGUGCAAGAGGCUAUGGAGGCUACAACGGGUGAAAAAUUUGAGAUGAUUCCUGUUGCAGAGUGGGUUGACCUUGCUGAAAAUUCAGGCAUGAGCGCCUUGCUUGGAACGUACUUGCGGCAGGCUACAGAUGGGCAAACACUGCUCCCUAAAUUGGUGAAGGGAUCAAGAUAA
Messenger RNA from Penicillium verhagenii, 11961 nucleotides. RefSeq names its product PKS-NRPS hybrid synthetase psoA (gene nrps14). Gene Ontology annotation, biological process: fatty acid biosynthetic process; secondary metabolite biosynthetic process. The transcript has 7 exons. NCBI's taxonomy places the organism in Eukaryota, Fungi, Ascomycota, Eurotiomycetes, Eurotiales, Aspergillaceae. The record is from RefSeq and is a predicted model, not a curated record. The coding region runs from base 1 to 11961 and encodes 3986 amino acids. Gene Ontology annotation, molecular function: 3-oxoacyl-[acyl-carrier-protein] synthase activity; phosphopantetheine binding; fatty acid synthase activity.